CCUUCACCGCCACAACUCCAUCUGGCUAGCGCGAAAACGGUUUCCCUUCCAGCAGGCAGCGUCAACCAUCACAAUGUCAGACGACGAAGUCGACCACGAACUCCUGGACCUCCUCCGAAAGCGUUUCGGCAUCGGCAUUCGAAAUGACGGCCCUCCAGAGACCAACGUGCUCGAAAGUGCUGAGUUCAUCUACGAUAACAGCAUCGACGUAGCAUUAGACAUGCGCUCGACCAAAGUGGCCGCCCAAUCAGUCCUUGACGAAAUGGAAAAGCGCAAAUACAGCACCAAAACAUGGUCCUCCCAUGAGUUGCACCCCAAAGCCAAGGACGAGAGUACAGUCAAUUUCAUCUUCACUAUGGAUCUUCUGAACUUCAGCUUCUGGAGUGAGAAGAGCGAAGAUGAGAGGUUUGCGGUUGAGUAUAAGGAGAAGAAGUGGACGGGGUACUGGGGUUUGGUGGCUGUUUUGCAAAGAGCGUUGGACGAGGAUAUCCCAAUCACAUCCCCCGAGUCUUGGAUCGACGAGGAGAAGUGCACAGAUGAGGUGCUCAGAAAGGUGUUUAGAUCGGCAAACGAGGAGGAGCCGCCGAUGCUUGAAGAGCGGAUACGGUGUCUGAGAGAAGCAGGAAGGGUGCUGGAUGAGGAGUUUGACGGUAGCGUUGUAACACUCAUCGAAGACGCCAAAAACUCAGCAGCAGGUCUCGUGAAUCUUCUCGCCGAGAAGUUCACCUGUUUUGCUGACGAAGGCACCUUUGAGCGCAAGCAUGUCCGCUUCCUCAAGCGUGCACAAAUCUUCGUCGCCGAUCUAUGGGCGGCAUUCGACGGCGAAGGCUACGGGGCGUUCAACGACAUCGACAAGAUUACCAUGUUUGCAGACUACCGCGUACCACAAAUGCUGCACUCGCUCGGCGUAAUGUGGUUCUGCCCGUCGCUGGAAGCUAAGAUCCGGCGUCUGGAUGUCAUAGAAAGCGGACAUACGUGGGAGAUGCAGAUUCGAGGUUGCAGUAUAUGGGCUGUUGAGCUUCUUCGUCGAGAGAUUCUCGCGCUCAAGCCUGAUGCGAAAGUUAAUGCCAUCCUCAUUGACUUCUUCCUAUACGAUCUGGCGAAAGAGAGGGAGAAGGAAGGCGUUGAAGCUAUACCUCAUCAUAGGACGAGAAGCAUAUGGUACUGA
Macroventuria anomochaeta is the source of this 1168-nucleotide messenger RNA. RefSeq lists its product as uncharacterized. The record is from RefSeq and is a predicted model, not a curated record. Bases 74 to 1168 code for a protein of 364 amino acids. Lineage: Eukaryota; Fungi; Ascomycota; Dothideomycetes; Pleosporales; Didymellaceae. The transcript is spliced from 2 exons.